Molecule: messenger RNA, 2683 nt
Organism: Scophthalmus maximus (turbot)
Lineage: Eukaryota; Metazoa; Chordata; Actinopteri; Pleuronectiformes; Scophthalmidae
Gene: iqck
Product: IQ motif containing K
Exons: 8
Coding region: 617-1465 (282 amino acids)
Molecular function (GO): protein binding
Source: RefSeq, a predicted model, not a curated record
AUAAUCAUAAUACACUAACUAACAUGCUUUAAUGUGCAUUUUAGAUUUGAUUCAGAUGUGCUGAUCAUAUACAAUCUCAUUAUUUAAACGUCUAACCCUUCAUAAGUGCAACACAGACCAUUCUGCUGCUACUCAAAUGUUACGUUACUUAACACUACCACGGAUCAGUAAAAAGAAAUACUUCAGUUAUUGAGAAAAAAACUUUUUUAAAAAGCAGUUGUUGUGAGUGCAAGUGGUUGUUUUCUGUGAAUUGCUUUAGUUUGUGUUUGCUUACUUUGUGUGUGUGUGUGUGUGUUGUGUGUGUGUGGGGGUGUAGUUAGAAUUUUGUGCAGUUGUAAAAUCAAAUCAAAACAUUCCACUAUGAUGCAAAUGUGAUGUCAUCCCCGUUGAUGCAAUGGUCAAAGGAUCAAAAGCCACACACACAUUCCUGUGAUCUGUGAUCCCAUCGCAUGUACUGUAACCGGUAGUGAAGCCUCUCAGAACCCCAUUUGAAUUAUAGCAGACACAAGAGGCGCAGACACUGAGUUUCUUGACCCGAAAAUAAAAAAAAACGGUCCGAGAUCACCACCCGGAAAGAUGAGCACAAUUUCUUGAGGAACUCUUGCUCUUGGGCAAAAUGGCAGGAAAGUACGGCGUGCUAGGCAAAGCUGGCGACGUUCCCCACCUGCUCAAAAAGGAGAAAACCUAUCCAGCCAGGGAUCAGCUGCAGUCGAAGGUGUUUGUGGAUGAUGAUCCUCUGAGAGACUUUGACCCGCUUCUUUCCCACCCUGCUCUCGCUGGUUACUCCUUGUUAGGAAAAUCUACUCCACUGAGCCAGAAGCAUCCAUCAGUAGCACAAAGUACAUCGGCUCCACAACUCCAACAUCCUGUCACACGGUUCAUGGAGAGGAAGGUGUUCCCAGUGCUGUUGCCUGGACUGGAGGCUUUGUUGGGAGAAGCUGUGACACACGGCUGUUUCAAGCGGAAAGUAACAGCAUUCAACCCAUGUGACUUCCUAACUGAGUGGCUUUACAACCAUAACCCCCGCAGGCAAGGACAGGCCCCAGUGAACAUGUGUGACAUCCCCUUUGUCAAGGACUGGCUCAGCAUGCACCCCAGACGUCCCGUCCCUCUGUUUCUACUGCUGAGUGAGGAACAGGCUGCUCUGCUCAUUCAGGCUUUCUGGAGGGGAUACAAGAUCAGAGCCUGUCCAGAUGUGCAGGAGCUGCGCCAGUGGCAAAAACAACUGAGAGAGAAGCACGACAUUGCCAGAACUGUCAAGCAGUUCUGGGCCAAACAGGAGAGCCGAGUGGGCUCAGCCAUGACAGAUCUUCCAGAAAGCCCUCAGCCUGGUAACUCUGAUGUGUCCAUCCAAGUGGUUUCCCCCACCCCCCAGAGCACCGUGGUCCACACCCCCACCACCCAGAUGGCCCUCGAGGCUGAUGAAUGGCUGACCCCCAGCUUGUGGCCUCCACACCACCACUAAAUAAUUUCCUGGCUGACAAAUCCCUGACUGCAGUGUCUCCGUCGUUACUUGGACAUCACAACCUGAGCUAGGCUGGAGGCACUUAUAACAGAAGUCAUUUGCUCAGUCUACGAGGCAUUUCUGGUGUGUAACAGCUAUUAAACUCUGUUAGGUUGAUGUCAAACUGACCAAAGUGAUCAGUCAAACAAGUCUUUAAAAACGUCCGUAACCACGGAUAUGGCCAGGCAGGGAUUUAAAGACCUGUGUCCAAUCAGCUGAUGGCUUUCAUUGCCUUGUAUGAUGGAUCACUUUUUCAGGAGUCUCACCCAUCAAAUGAACACCACGUAGUAUGUUUCACAUAUGAUGCGGUUGGGAGUGAAAGCUCUUGUAAAAUUCUUAAUAUUUCCUCAAAGCACCUCUGGCUGAUAGCUCACUGGGAGAUAACCAGUCACAUUUCGUUGUCAUUUCCUUUUUCGUCAGCAGUUCAUAGCGUUUUCCAUUCGAGCCUGGAACUGAGGGCAAUGUGAAAAGGUGACUCAUUGUGCAGAGCAGCACUUUCUCUUCUGGUUAUCAGAAAAGGAAAUUACCUUGUCAAGGAAACUUGAAUUUUUUUUAUUUUUUUUUAAAAGGUAUUCACUUGUGGCUGACUGACAGUUAUCUGAUAGAGAAGGAAAAAUUAAUGUCUAAGAUACUCUUUAGAACUCACUAUUUUGCAAAUGAUAAUAACCCUGUUAUAUAUCCCAUCUUCGGUAAUGCAAUAUAUUAUGCCCUAUUUAAAAAUUAAUAUUCUAAUAUUUGUAUGUGUAUGUUAUGAUAAAGACGCAACCAAUCACAGAUGAAAGACUAUUUAUUUAAAUUGUUUAUAAUAGAUCAGGAACCUGUUUACUUGUUACAAUUUCCAAGAUACAAAAGUUGUGUGAUAAUUUGAGGCAUGGCUUAAUGCAAGAAUCACACAUCAAAUACCAACAUCACGAUAGAUAGCCCGUAUACACAUCUGUAAUUACAAGAAUUUGACACUAAAUGAUGGUGUCAAUGCUUGAUAUUUUUAGUGUCUGCUGUUUUAGUCAUUUGUACACAUUUUUGUGUAUUCCCACAAAUAGCACAGUUUGAAUAUUUGACAGUUUUGUCUUUGUGCCAGGUACCGAUCAAACACAAUCUUAAAUGUCAAGGAUCAGCCUUGGAAAGUUCAAAUUUUAUCUGCAAAACAUUCUGGAUUAAAAAAAUAUGCAUGCUGCUCAA